Messenger RNA from Xyrauchen texanus (razorback sucker), 6828 nucleotides. RefSeq names its product transcriptional repressor p66-beta-like. The coding region runs from base 303 to 2264 and encodes 653 amino acids. Gene Ontology annotation, cellular component: NuRD complex. Gene Ontology annotation, molecular function: sequence-specific DNA binding. NCBI's taxonomy places the organism in Eukaryota, Metazoa, Chordata, Actinopteri, Cypriniformes, Catostomidae. Gene Ontology annotation, biological process: negative regulation of transcription by RNA polymerase II. The record is from RefSeq and is a predicted model, not a curated record. The transcript is spliced from 12 exons.
CGAACGUCAAGACAGCCAGGUUCAGAAAACCCCUUCGCGGAUAUAUGGUGGACACAGUUUGCGAUUUGUCAGACAUAGACAACAACAUACACCUUAAUAGGGGCGCGUCUCCGACACAGCCGCCGACCAAUAACCCGUCUGUCUGGGCAGAGACCAAGGGGAUGAGCGCUCGCCGAGGCCCAAUCAGCGCUGUUGUGUUGCCUGCCGGUGCCGGGGACUGGUCGUGAGGAGCUACAGCAGCGCUUCAGGAUCGGAGAGUGAACCCGGAGCCAGAGGAACCUGAAGGGCAAAGGCGAGUCAGGAUGGAGCGGAUGUCUGAGGAGGCGUUGAGGCUGAACCUGCUUAAGCGGGGUCUAGAGGUGCCUGAUGAGCGAGAGGAGGCCCUGGCCAAGCGCUUAAAGAUGGAGGGUCAUGAGGCCAUGGAAAGACUGAAGAUGCUGGCUCUGCUCAAACGCAAGGAUCUUGCUGCCUUGGAGGGGGCAGCGGUGGCGGCAGCUAUGGCAGAGGGUAAAGUCCCUGGGGGCAGUCAGGGUCUCAUCGCUGAGACACAUCGCUCAUCGCUGAUGGGAGCUGUUGCCUAUGAGGAGAAGAUGAACGGAAGCUUGAGAGUCGGGGGCCACGGGGGCCCUAGCAAGAAUGGGAAGGAAAAUAUUGUAGAUGAGCCAGUGGACAUGAGUGCCAGAAGAAGUGAAAUGGUUCGGGAGCGACGCACUCCGUCACCAGACAUUAUAAUUUUAUCAGACAAUGAGGCAACCAGCCCCAGAAGCACACCCCUCCCUGAGGAGAAACUGCAUCAAGCCAACUUGGAGAUGUUCAAGGGGAAGACUGGUGAGGAACGGCAGCAGAUGAUCAAAGCUCUUCGAGAGGAGCUCCGACUGGAGGAGGCUAAGCUGGUGCUUCUGAAGAAACUGAGACAGAGUCAGAUGCAGAAGGAGAAUUUGGUGCAGAAGGUGCCGGUGGUCCAGAAUGCCCCAUCUUCAGUGCAACCUUCACCCAUGCACAGCUCUCAGGGGCUGGGCAAACUACCUGUACGGCCCGGCAUGCACUCCUCUGAGCCUCAGAAUCAGCGUACUGUGCAGGGCCACACAGUAAUCAGGUCUGCUGCCAAUGCAUCUUUGCCCCCUAUGAUGAUGUCACAACGGGUUAUUGCACCCAACCCUGCCCAGCUGCAGGGUCAGAGACUGCCCUCCAAACCUGCUAUGGGCCGCUCCUCCACCGGUGGUUUGGGUAAUACAGUGAGCUAUCAGCAGGCUGCUAGUCAGCAGGUGGGGGUCUCUCAGCGUUCAGGCUCCUCCUCGACUAUCUACAUGAAUCUGGCACACAUGCAGGCAGCAGGAGCAGCUGGCGUGGCUGGCGUUGGGGUUGGUGCUGUCAGCCCCUCCACCCUAUCCAGUGCAUCCAGUGUUGCUUCUCUGAACGACCAGGCCAGCAGCCAAGCAGCUGCUAAACUUGCCCUACGUAAACAGCUAGAGAAGACCCUGCUGGAGAUCCCACCACCUAAACCUCCAGCACCCCUGCUGCACUUCCUGCCCUCUGCUGCCAACUCUGAGUUUAUCUACAUGGUGGGGUUGGAGGAGGUGGUGCAGAGCGUCAUUGAUAGUCAGGGUAAAAUGCGGGGGUCACUGCCACAUGUGGAGCCGUUCUUCUGUGCUCAGUGCAGGACUGACUUCACCCCGCACUGGAAGCAGGAGAAAAGUGGCCGUAUCCUCUGCGAGCAGUGCAUGACCUCCAAUCAGAAGAAGGCCCUUAAAGCAGAGCACACCAAUAGGCUGAAGAAUGCUUUUGUUAAAGCUCUACAGCAAGAACAGGAAAUUGAGCAGAGGUUGCAGCAGCAGGCUGCUCUGUCCCCCAGCUCUGCCCAGACUGUGCCCAGUGUGAGCAAAGCAGAGACAAUGAUCCGACACCAUGCCCUCCGACAGACUCCGCAAACACAGGCUUCUCUGCAGCGGGGUCUGUCCAGCUCAGCGCGAGGUGUCCUCUCUAACUUCGCCCAGGCCUCCCAGCUCUCGGUGGCCAGUGGGCUGCUUGGUAUGACAAGCAAGCGCUGUGGCAGCAGCAGCAACAGCGGUAGCAGCAGCAGCAGUCGGGCUCAGCAUGACAACCGCAGGCAGAUCUACAACAUCCCUGGUCUGAAUAUUGCCUAUCUAAAUCCAGGAGCCAUUGGGGGCCACAAGGCAUCAAGCCUAGCAGACCGUCAGCGGGAGUAUCUGCUCGACAUGAUUCCCCCACGCUCCAUAUCCCAGUCCAUCACUGGGCAGAAAUGAGCCCUGACAGGACUGCAGAUCCCCCUCGGACGCCCCACCACCCCUCUGUUCUACAUCAGAACAACCCACUUCCCCCCUCCCCCAACACAUACACACGCACACACACCCUCACCCCAUCGCAUGCAGUGCCUGUCCGUGUGCCUACCCAACUAACCCAUAAGAACAGCUCAAUCAGCCAGACUAUAAACACCAGACUGUCCGUGCAUCUCAAACUUCAGUUUCCUACUAUAGCAAAUCUCUUUAUUGUUAUCUCAACUUAUUAUUGCUGUUGUUAUUGCUACUUCUAUUAUUAUCACAGUUAUUAUUAGUAGUAUUAUUGUUGCUUCUGUUACAGUUAUUCUUAUUACACUUAUUAGUAUGUUUAGUGGUUUUUUUGAAUCUUUUUAUUUUCUUGCCCUUUUUACACUUUUUUUCUUUUUAGAGGGAGGAUGCCAGAUUGCAGGGUCCCUUAAAAAUAUAAAAGGUUAUUUUUAAAGCCUCCUCCCUCAAUCGCCCCUGGAAAAAUUAGACGAGUUCUCUCAUGUUGUCAGUUUGAUAUUGGAAUGGCUAAAGGAAUAAUUCACCCAAAAAUUAAAAUUCUAUCAUAAUUUAUUUAUCCCUAUGCCAUUUUAAACCUGUAUGACUAUCUUUUUUUCUUUUAUUUUUUUUUUCUUGGAACACAAAAGGAGAUGUUAGCCAGAAUGUUGGCCUCAGUUACCGUUCACUAUCAUUAACCAUACAACGAAAGUGAUUGCGUGAGUGAAGCUGUCAGUCCUAAAAAUUCUGCUAUUUGUUUUGCACUGAAGAAACAAAGUUAUACAGGUUUGGAAUAACAUGAGGGUGAGUACAUUAUGACAAAAUUUCACUUUUAGGUGAACUGUCCUUUUUAAAACUUUCUUAUCUUCGAAAGACUAAUCUUUGUAGCUUCACACAUUUGAAACUGCAGAGUCCUCCAACAAGAGCCUUUUCUACAAAUGAGUCCAGAAGACCCGAGACGGACUCAUGUACAUCGAUUUGAUUGAUCCUCAAUGCACAGUGGUGCUGAUCAAUGUUGGUUCUGCCUUGAAAGGCUAAACAAAUACAGAACACCCAACAUUAUCUACAGAUUGACUAGUGAUACACUGAUGGCAGAUGAUGUACUGCACACAGAGGAAUGGAUGUAAGUGUGUUCGAAAUGGGCUACACCAUCAGAAGGGUAAAGAGCAGAGAGGGCCUGCACUGGUACUGUCUAGUCCACUGUUAGUGAAUGUACAGGAUGAAACUAAAAAAAGGUAUUAAUUUGAGGCCCAUUACUUUGCUUACCAUUGAUAUGUAUGUGCCCACCAUCAGAAUCUCCCAUUUCUCUCAAUGCCUUCUUUUAAAGGAUGCAGUGAUGUCAGCUUGUCAAAUAACUUUUUUUUGUGACAACGUCAUGUGUCACCCCACCACAAAGAAUGAAGCCAGAGCAUUUUGUCACCAUGGACACCUUUUUGAUUUUUUUUUGUUUGCGCUUGGGUUUUUUGUUUUCUCCCCUCCAUGCCUUUAUUUGAUGUUCUUGAUUUAUAUUAUUUUAUUUGGUCGGCGUCUCCAUCCGAAAUGGUCAUGUAUCUGAAAGGUACAAUGCCACUGGAGACGAUAAUCGUUGAAAUGGCAAACAGGUGGAAUUAUUCGAAAAAUGGUGUAUGCAUAGAUUGUUAACGUGAGUUUUAACAGAAGGCAUUGACAAGGAUCAAUCGUGUUAAAGCAAUGCACAUGAGAUGCCUCAUUGUGGAGGAGCACUUCUUCUUAAUUGAAAAAAUGGUUAAAAAAAGAGGACAAGAAUGUUUCAGCUCACAGGAUCUUAAGGUAUGGAUGCCAUCAGAUGUCUCGGAGAGGGUUUGGAGAAAGAUAAUUUUGUGUAUUGUGCAGUGAAUCUCAUCUUUUCAAAAGAGACCUACUUUUUCUCCUGAUGAUUGCAUUUCAAGUUAUGGUACAGUAAUUAUAGACUUAUUCUUAUGUUUCAAAAGUCAUGUAAGAUUUCCUGGAGGCAGUCGGGUGGUUCCGUUUGAAUGUUGUCCAUAGUGACAAUACAAGCAGUGUUUAGUCAAUAUGCAGUAUUAGUGAUCAAGUGUUUUUGUGCAGGAAAUUUCUGCAUUCUGGUUGGCUGAUAGACCACAGUCACUAACUGCAAUCUUUGUCAGAUUUAGUCAGCAUUACCAUCAACUCCUUUUAGAUACCUUUUUGGGGUAGUUCUCUAUGUUUCAGUGACAUGGGUCAUGAGAUGAUUAUAAAGACAAUUGACAAAAAGUAAAGCACUUGUAUUUUUUCUAGCCUUAGCAUUUACAAUGAAACAUUCGACCCUUUUGGAAAUCACUUUUUGAGGUCUACCAUGCAGGUCAAGUUUGGAUGUUUAAAAGUGUUUUCUAAAAGCGGUGAAUUAAUGGAAAGACAUCUUUUGGUCAUGUGUAUAAUCACUGAUCCUUGUAGUUUGAAUAUAUUUUUUUUUAAUGGUGACCUGUAUAAUUCCACUGAUUUGUGGCAAAACGAUGCAACUUUUGAUGAAAAAAAAAAGAUUUUGAAGCUACCUUGGGUUAAAUUUACAGGUGCAAUAUUAGAUGGUAGAAUGUUUACAUCAUUUUGUUCUCGUAAUUGAUGAAUCUAUUCCUGUUUGUCAUUAUGUUCAGUCUUUGAUUUUAAAGGGAUGAUUUGAUCUUUAGUCCAAAUUUAUAAUCUUUAUUUUUAUUUUUUUAUUUUUAUUUUGAAAUGAACGUAGGGUGUUUAUAGUAAAACUCAUUUCUCUCUCCUGCUCUCUCUUGUAGACUAUAUUAGAUGGAUCCAUAUACCUGUUCAUAUUUAUGAGAGUUGGAUUUUUGAAGUUUAACUUUUAACUCCUCGAUUAAGUUCCAUUUUGUUUGGUUGUUUAAUUUCACCUGUUUUCUUAAAAAAAAAAAAAAAAGAAAGAAAAGAAAGAAAAAAGAAGAAAAUAAUCAAAUUUAAUCAAACAAAAAAAAAUGUAUGAACAGAUGACACGAUAUUUGCUAGGUCAGAAGUAAUAAUGACUUAUUGUACAUAUGCUUUUUUUUCCCCCCUUGAAUUAAAAAUAAUGAAAUGAAAUUAAAAUGGUUGUAUAUUGUGUAGAAAAGCAAACAAAAAGCCAUGAAUAUUGUGAAGCUUGUCAUUUCGUUUUGUGAUCACUGUGUAUUAUUGUGUAACAAAUGUGCAAAAUGUAUGGGAUUAUACUUCUCUUGUUUUUGAAUGAGCUCUUUAGAUGCAUUUUCUCCCCGGCUGUAAGUUUUUGUAGUAUGUAGUAUUUGCAGAAGAAAAAAAUCUUUGUUCUGGUGGAGCGUUUGAUCCAUUCUGUAGUCUUUGGACUGGCACAUGAUGGGACAGUCUCGUUUGUUACUUUUUUGGUUACCUUUUUAUUUUUAUUUCAAACACUGAAGUUAAGUAGAUGUACCAUAAUCAAGUUCUUUUCUCCCAGAUGUCCCACACAAAGUGUUGGUCUUAAAGGAAAUAGACUGGAUGAAACAUUUGACAGUAUUAUCCCUCUCUUGACCAAAUCUCUUGACCUAUCAUAAUAAUUGUUAUAUCAAAGCACGCUAAUGCUCAAUAACGUUACUUUUAGCUAAAUUACUGGGUGCAAUUUACCCUACAGGGGAGAUCGUGACAUUUUUUUUUUUUUCUUUUCUGUUGCUUACAGUACAAACCUUCUUCAAUAUAUCCCUUUUCUUCAAUAUAUCCCAAUUUAAUUUUCUCUGAUGGGGAAAAAAAUCACAAUGCUCUUAUUUCUUUUUCAUGGUAAAUUGUAUACAUUGUAUACGAUGGCAAAAAAAAAUUUGUUUGUUUUUGACUGUUCCAAAGCUUAUUGCCUUCAGCCUUUAAAUCAUUAGACAAAAAAAAUAUAUAAUAUGGAUGGACAAUUUGCACACAUGCAAGUAUUGAUUCUAAGGUUUGUGACAUUAUUAGAUAUACUUUUUCAAGUUUCAUGUCAUGGAUAGACUGUCCAUAAUUCUCUGACUGGACAAUCAGCUUUUCUGGAGAUCUAGCGCUGGGAUUUACUUCUCUCCACCAUGUGAUAUUUUGCAUUGUUUUGCUGAUUUUUUUCUUUUCUUUUUUUUUUUAAUAUUCACCUGUUUUUUGUUUGCAAGUACAGUUAAUUUCUGUUGAAGUGGGAGAGAGGGUUUGGGGUCAUUAUUUCUGUUUCAUUUUCAAAAUUUCAUUUGAGCUUUCAAAUAUUUUUAAAUAGACUUAGCUGCAGUUUACCCAGUUUGAAUUUUGAAGUAAAUGGCAAUAUGUUGAAAUCCGUUUGUAAAAGAAAACUAUGGUUCGUUAAAAAGUGUACAGUUUAAAAAGAAAUGAAGUACUGGAGAUUGGCUUAAACAAUUAUUGAUUUUAGUCAAGGAAAUAAGUGCUUUUUGUCAAGUUUUUAUUUUUGUUUAGAACAUUUAAUCCAGACCUUUUGCACAUCCUUGAUAUUUAACUGUCUAAGAUGGAGGUGAAAAAAAUGCUGUUUGAUUACUGCCGGUUGAUUAACAACAAUUAUGCAUUGACUGAAAAAAAUAAGCUAAUUUUGGAGGAAAUAACUUUGUAAUAUUUAUCACUUGCAAGCUAUGUUUAAUAAAGGAUG